AUGGAACAUACCAAAAAACUGAAUGAAUUUUAUUGUAAGUUUAAUCAACACUGGGAAUUAAUUUAUAAAACACCACAUGAUGACUUUGAUGCAAAAACAUUUCAUUCCCGUUGUGAUAAUCAAGGACCAACAAUGACGAUUAUUCUAUCAAAUAACAAUUAUCUUUUUAGAUCUGAUCGUUUAACAUGUUUAGCAACAGAUAAUUUUCAACCAGUACACAGUCUUUUCGAACGAUUUGAACAUUAUUUUCAUUCAUCACGUGUUCUUUUUCGUACAUGUCAAGAAAAACAUCCAAUAACUGCUGAUUUAUGUUUAAAAAUCAAUAGUUAUUUUUUAUUUGAUUUUUUUAUUGGUAUUCUUCUUACAAAUCGUUCAUAUUAUAAUAAUUUAAAAACAUUUAUUAAAAAACUCGGUGAAGAUUCAUCAAUAAUACGUUCAAUUAAUUUAUAUUUAACAUCUAAUUUAUCAUUUGUUAUUAAAUAUGCUCAAUAUAUAUUUCGUUUUGCUAUUGCUAUAUUUCAACAUUUAUCAUUUGGUAAUUUUCCAACAAUAACAACAACAAAUAAUUCAUUAUCAUCAACAAAUUUAAUUCAUUUACAAAUUGGUUUACAAUUAGCUUUUAUGCUAAUUGAUUUAUUGUUUUCAAUUAGUGAUCAAAUUAAAUAUUCACCAGAUUUUCAUGAACAAAUCAUAAAUGUACUUGUUCGUAUGGCAAUUUUAUUUCAAAAUCGAUAUUUACAACGAUUACAUAUACUUAAAUUAUUAAAACGUUUUUGUUAUCGAUAUAAAACGAAAAUGUUAAAUUGUGAAUCAUAUUUAAAAAAUCUAUUUGAAUAUAUUGAUACAUUUCGUGGUGAUCAUCUUCGUUUGGUAUUUUCUAUUCUUGCUUCAAUGUAUAAUACAGGUGUAUAUAAUGAUCUAAAUAUGUUUGUUACUAAAUGUUUAAUUCAACCAUAUAAAGAAAAAGCUCGUGGUGUUUUUGGUGCUAUUGAAAUUUUUCGUUCACUUCUACUUAGACAUGUAGCAGAUUUAACACAAGCACCAAGCAAUGGUAAUAUUCGUCUUGAUGGAAAAAUGACUAAUCAUGAAAAUGAAUUAAAAGAUCUUCUUGGUCUUGUACAAGCAUCUGGUAUGCAAUGUCCACAAACAUUAGCAUUAUUCUAUGAUGAAUUAGCAACAAUACUUGGUUCAGCUAAUACUCAAAAAUUACAACAACAACAAUUCAAUGCAUCAUCAACACAAAUCGAUACACAAUCUAUUAAUUGGUUUGCUAUAUCAGCAGCUGAUAUGUUUCAAGAAGCAUUUCUUAAUGAUACUAAUAUAUCAGUAACGUCAAAUUCACUUGAUAUAAAUCGUUUUGCACAACAAACUCGUAUUGUUUAUAAUUUCGAUGGACAAACAGCAAAUGCAGCAAUACUUAAUUUAGCAAAUAUUAUUUCGAAAUAUCAUCAAUAUCGAACAAUGAGUGAUACAUGUUCAUCACCAAUAUUAUUAGCACCAAUGUUACGUUUAAUUGUUUUAGCAUCAUGGUCAAAUAUAGAUCAAGUUGAUGCUGUUCUACAAUGUUCAUUACGUAUACCUGAUAUAGUAUCAUCAAAUAAUAUUGAUAUUGAUGUACCAAAAUCUUUAGAAUAUUAUCGUGAAAAAUUAAAUGAACUUUCAAAUUUAUCAUUAAAUAUUUUAUGUGAUGUUUAUUAUUAUGCCAGUCGAUUAUUUCGUGAAAUAUGUAAUUUACUUUCAUUAGUUAUUAAUCAAAAUGAAUCAUUAAUAACAACAAGACUUGAACAAUUAACUGAUAUUGAAGAACAUUUUUCUAUUUGUGUACAAAUAUGUCGACAAAAAUAUGGAUUUUAUGAACCAAUUUGUUCUAAUAUUGAAAGAAAUAAAAUUAAGAAAUUUACAAAAAAAAUUACAAUUAAUAAAAUAAGAUCAAAUAAACAAACACAAGGAACUAAACGAUCUGUUCCAAUAACAGAUGAUGAAGAAGAUGAAGAAAGUAAAAGUGAAGAUGAAGAAAAUACUAAUAAGAAGAAAUCUCGCACAGCAAUAGUAUCAAAGCCAAAAGUUAAACCUAAAAUUAAAUCAAAACAAUCAUCAGUAUUUGAUCUAUAUGAAUUCGAUAUACGUCCUCUUGAAUACAUAACAUUUCCAUAUAUAUCAAAAUAUCUUGAAGGUUUGCCAAAAAGUAAUGGUAAACAACGUUUAAUUAUUCUUCGUUGUGUAUCAACAUUAAUGGGUGAUCUUCAUCGUUUUUUAACAAAUAAUAAUUUAUCAAUAUCAUCAAUAGGUAUAAUUAAGAAACGUUUUAAUACUCAUACAGCACCAACAACAUUACAAACUCAACAAAUACGUAUUGAUAAUGAUAAUAAUGAUGAAAAUGUUGAUGAAAAUAAUGAUGAUAAACUUGAUUUUAUGACAUUAGAAUAUUUUGAAAUGUUUUUAAUACAAGUUAUAAAUACAAUGAAAUAUAUUCAUAUGUUUAUGAGUACAACAAAUAAUGAUAGUGCAGAUCAAUCGAUGGAUACAGAUGAUGAUAUAAAUUGUUUAAUUGAUCGUGAUCAAAGUCGUGAUAUAGCUAGUCAUGCUUUUUAUUAUGCACUUGAUAGUUUUUAUUUUUUAUUAAGUUUAUUUAAAGUUAAACAAAUCAAUUGGCAAAAAGAUUUAGAUAAAGAUGAAACAUGUUUAAAUUAUUUAUUAAAAAUUCUUACUCAUCAUAUUUUAUUAACAAAGAAAACAAGUGAAAAAGGAAAAGAAGAACAUGAACAAGAGAAUGAACGUGUUCGGAUAUUAAAAAAAGUUUUUUCAUUUACUGAUAUUCUUAAUUUGAUUUAUUCAACACGUCUUUGUCAAUCUCUAGAAUUAUUUAUUCAAUUAUUUGAUGAAGAAACACAUCAGGAUGAACUUUACAAAAUAUUUACUGCUAAAUGUCGUCAAUUUUUAGAAGAAUGUAGUCUUGACGUCAAUUCAAGUACAGUUAUAUCAUUUUCAAAAAUAACAUCUGUACGAGCUGUUGAAAUACUUCUUAAUUUAUAUUUACUUCAUGUUGAAUUGAAUGAAAUUAAUCCUAUUAUUGAUGGAUUAAUACAUUAUUCAUUAAAAAUUUUUAUACGAGUUGAAAAAGGUUUAAGAAAUGAUAAUGAAAAUAUGGAUGAUGAUACAUCAGAUAAUUUAAUUGUUGAUUUAUCAACAUGGAAUAUAAAAUCAACAUUUAUUGUUUAUUUUCGUUGUCUUUUUAAACAUUUUAUUAUUAAAGCUCGAUCAAUUAAAUUACCUAAUGAAUCAAAGAAAAAAAAUGAACUCGAAAAUAUAUGUACAGAAUGGUUGGAACUUAAUGAAUUAUUUCGAAAAUUUGUAUCAUUUGUUACUAUUGAUCAGAUAUAUGCAAAAAAUGCUAUGGUGAUUUCAACUAUUCUUCGUUGUUCUAAGCAAUAUAUUGAUGUAUUUCGAGCUCGUGCAAUGCCAACAUUAGAUCUUUAUUUUUUACAUGAUACAUAUGGAACAAAGCAGUUAUUAACUAUAUUACAAAAAUCAACUCGACUUUUACAAUCACUUUGUAAUAUGGUUAAAAAAGAUCAAAAACAUAUGUCAUGUAUACGUCUUAUACCAGCAUUAAAACGUACACUUGAAAUGCUUAUGUGUCGAGCGAAACUAAUGGUUGAUAUUAAUAAUUGUCCAGCUAAUGUAUUUUGUAUUGGUCAAUUGAAAGCAAAAGAUUUAAAAGGAAAUGAAUUAGCAGAUUUAACUUAUCGUCAACAACAUGAAGAAGAUGAAAAUGAAAAUUCUACGACAGUUGAUGAGGAUUCAAAUGAUGUACGACCAGAUCAAGAUGAAGAAGAUGAAGAAGAACAGGGUGAUGAAGAAGAAGAAGAAGAAAAUGAUGAAUGA
Molecule: messenger RNA, 3885 nt
Organism: Rotaria sp. Silwood2
Lineage: Eukaryota; Metazoa; Rotifera; Eurotatoria; Philodinida; Philodinidae
Source: the annotation of a GenBank genome assembly